Molecule: messenger RNA, 1568 nt
Organism: Bradysia coprophila
Lineage: Eukaryota; Metazoa; Arthropoda; Insecta; Diptera; Sciaridae
Product: odorant receptor 94b-like
Biological process (GO): sensory perception of smell; detection of chemical stimulus involved in sensory perception of smell
Cellular component (GO): plasma membrane
Molecular function (GO): olfactory receptor activity; odorant binding
Source: RefSeq, a predicted model, not a curated record
ACGAACGCUAAAAACCUGAAAUUCCUAAUCGUUUACCCUUCCCCACAAUGAAACUAUUUUUUUUAAAGAUAAAUUCAAGUGAAAUCAGUUCCUAUAUAAGUACAUGCAUCCCUAUAGGAAAUGUUAGUUCAUAGCAAGGCUCCCAAUUGAAACAAACGGUGAAAAUCAUACCUUUGAAAAAUAUGAUUAAAAAGACAGUCGGAACAUCGGGUGGUGUGAAAAUCCUAAAAUUCGUUCUCACUUGUGCCGGUUUCUGGCCGAGAAAUGUCCCAUAUAAAUGGCUAUCCGUAUUGUACGGUAUUUACAGUAACAUAAUCCUCAUAUUUAUCAUGUUCCUGUAUCAAAUGUCCAUGCUGAUUGAAAUAUUUCACAUCGAGAAUGUUGUCGAGGCUACAAAUAAUCUGUGCAUGACGCUAACUCUGAUGACAUUAUUCGGGAAAAUUUUGAAUUUCAAAUACUUUCUGGGAAACAUCCAAAGUCUGUUGUAUUUCGGCGAAGAAUUUGAAUUGGAAAAUGACGAAGAGGUCGCAGUGGUUCAGCAAAAUCUUACGUUUUACACCAGAUUGGUGCAAUUUUUACUAAUCACAGCUAACAUAGCCGGUCCCUCUAAUUAUGUGGGAGCAUUUUUAGCCGGUGAUUUUAAGUUACCAUAUCUGGCGUGGUAUCCAUUCGAUUAUAAAUCCAGUAACACUUUGUACGCUGGCAUUUAUUUCUAUCAAAGCAUUGGCAUGUUCCUGCAGAGUAACUUAAAUGUUACCAUGGACCUGUUUUCUGCAUAUAUGAUGCACAUCGGCAGCCUUAAGCUUCAGAUAGUGGGUCGACGCCUGAAGAAACUCUCAGAGUUUACUAUGCAAGGUCAGCUGAAUUUGGCCAUGGACGGUAAAGCCAAUAAGCGUCACAUUUCAUCAUUGGUUCGGUGUAUAGAGAGUUACCAGCGAACGUGGAAGUACAUGAACCAACUACAACAGUACUUCACCUAUGGAUUUCUGAUUCAGAUCGGCUUAAGUGGCAUAGUCAUUUGUUUCACUGCCUAUCAGCUAACAACAACAUCACCACGCGAAUCAUUUGCACUGUACUCGUACAUGGUGCUGUUUGGCUUUUGUAUGGUUGCACAAAUGUCUCUGCCAUGCUAUUUCGGUAAUGAAAUUAUUCUGAGACAUGAAGCACUUAGCAUCAGUGCAUACUCAUCCGGCUGGAAUGUACAAUCGAUGGAGUAUCGGAAAAUUGUAAUAAUUUUCAUGGAAUUGGUGAAGAAGAGGCACGGCAUUUUGGUCGGCAAUUGGUUUGAUUUAGAUCUGGAUGUAUUUACUUCGGUGAUAAACUUUGCCUACAGGCUCUAUGCAGUUUUGGUUUAAAUUAAAGAUUUUUUAUGAGUAACCUAUUUCAGGCGGCUGUGACAGGUACUUGUCUGUUAAAGGUGAAAGCGCUUGUCUGUUAAAGGUGAAAGGUUACAGAAAUUUUCGUUGAUGUUAAAGUAGAAUAGGAAUGUAAUUCAAAAGCUAAAUAAAUCUCCUUCGAAGAGAACUAAAUUGCUUCGAAGUAACCGACCUCCCAAAAAUAGCCGACGU